This is a messenger RNA of Xenia sp. Carnegie-2017, 1386 nucleotides long. Its product is annotated as leucine-rich repeat-containing protein 42-like. Gene Ontology annotation, molecular function: protein binding. Bases 148 to 1317 code for a protein of 389 amino acids. The record is from RefSeq and is a predicted model, not a curated record. The transcript is spliced from 4 exons. NCBI's taxonomy places the organism in Eukaryota, Metazoa, Cnidaria, Anthozoa, Malacalcyonacea, Xeniidae.
GCAGUAUUUAGGAUGCGGAAGGAUAUCCAAUAAUAUCGAAAAAAUAUUUUGUUUUAAUUUGCUUCUUGAGUAGCUGGACGUUCAAAUACAUUCGUUUGCUUGCUUCUGCCUAUAAUUGUAUCUUUUUAAAUCCCAUUAAGUAAUCCAAUGAAUUCAGAUGAAUUCAGUAUUGAAGAUUUAAGUUUGGUGUACAGUAGGGAUGAAAAUGGAAUACUUCAUGCACCUCCAGGAUACAAGAGGUUCAAAGAUCAUAAGAAAAAAAAUGAGAAUGCAAAGUUGCAAGAACUUGAAGCUGGUGGUGCCUUAACUGCCAUGAAUGCUCAGCAGAUUGAUAUAAACACUCAAAUCUCAUGCAGUUUGUUUGAAAUCUGUAAAAGUUUUGUUGUAAAAAAUCUUCAUUUGCUGGAGUCACUUGAACACUUUCCUGAGAUCAUUGGUUUCCAACUCUUCCUUGAAGCAAUAAGGGAAAAAUCAUUUCAUAAAGACUCAAAUAAUUUAAAGAUUUUCUGCCUGGCAUACAAGGACCUAAUUUUAAAACAACUGUCUUUGCAAGAAUCAGCUGUACUAAUUAAUGAAUACAUUCAUUAUUUUGAAUGUUUUGAACAUCUGCACUCUUUAAACUUGAGCCACUGUCGACUUGGAGAUUCUCAUCAAUACUUGACAUUCACUGGACAAAUAAAAAGUUUAAAAUAUUUUAACCUUAAAGACAACUGUCUUACUGACCAUGGUCUUGCUAAAUGGUCCCUACCAUACAGAAUGUUUGAGAACGGACCAAAAUUUCUACAAGUGCUAGAUCUUUCCUGUAAUCCUGUGCUGACAGUUGCCUGUUUGAAAUCUUUAUUGAAGUUUGUUCAUUUGAAAAGACUAAAUCUCUCAGGAACAGGAGUAUGUCACCAUGACGAAAUCCAAAGAUUUAAUGACAGAAUGAACUUAUGCAUGAUGAAAGAACUCGAUGAAUAUGAAAGAAUAGUCACUGAAGGUUGGGCUGAGCCCUUUAUAACGGAAUUGAAUUGCAACCUGGCUAUAAAAAGUUUAAGACAGAAAGAUAAGCAUUGUUAUGGUAAAAGUGCUAGUUUUUACAGAAAACCCAAGACAUGCACACCUAGCAUGAACAAAAAUGGCUAUCCUGUAAUAUUGUUGCACUCGCUAGACAGCAUUAAACCUGGGACAAUUCGUGCAUUAACAACGUCUGAUAAUUACGGUAAAAGACGUCGUAUGUCGAGCCAUGAUAACGAGUCUUUAAAACGCCGAAAGAUACUUAUGAGGAAAGAAUGGACGAUUUACAGUUUAAAAUUCGUAUCUUUAAUAUAUAGCUAGUUUUCAUUAAGGAUAUUAUGAUAAAUGAUGAUAAAUGAAGAAAAAAUACAUACAAAUCCUAUUUACAAA